Messenger RNA from Sesamum indicum (sesame), 1697 nucleotides. RefSeq names its product shikimate O-hydroxycinnamoyltransferase. The record is from RefSeq and is a predicted model, not a curated record. Gene Ontology annotation, molecular function: acyltransferase activity, transferring groups other than amino-acyl groups. Lineage: Eukaryota; Viridiplantae; Streptophyta; Magnoliopsida; Lamiales; Pedaliaceae.
GUAAGCGCUCCACGAUUAUAUAAUAAGCGCAUUUUUCCCCAUCUUUCUCUUAAGCGUGAAACCAUCCCACCUUCAUAAACCCACCACCACCACCACCGCCACCGUCACCGCUUUCUGAAGUUUCUUGGAUUUGGAUAACUCAUCAACUCCUUGCAGAACUGGGAGAGCUUCAAACGACCAUGAAGAUCAACGUGAAGGACUCGACGUUGGUAAGGCCGGCGGCGGCGACGCCGAUGGUCAGCCUCUGGAACUCCAACAUUGACUUGGUGGUGCCCAACUUCCACACACCCAGCGUCUACUUCUACCGCCCCACAGCCGCGGACAACUUCUUCGAUGCCGGGGUGCUCAAGGCGGCGCUCGGCAGGGCGCUGGUGCCGUUCUACCCCAUGGCGGGGAGGUUGAAGAGGGACGAAGAUGGCCGGGUUGAGAUCGAUUGCAAUGCCGAGGGUGUGCUCUUUGUGGAGGCGGAGUCCGACGGGGUUGUGGAUGAUUUCGGCGACUUUGCUCCGACGUUGGAACUCCGCCGCCUCAUCCCGGCGGUGGAUUACUCUCAGGGAAUUUCGACGUACCCGCUUUUGGUGUUGCAGGUCACACAUUUCAAAUGUGGCGGAGUUUCCUUGGGUGUCGGAAUGCAACACCAUGUAGCAGAUGGGUUUUCUGGCCUCCAUUUCAUCAACACAUGGUCCGACAUGGCUCGUGGGCUAGACCUCACGAUCCCUCCUUUCAUCGAUCGAACCCUCCUCCGAGCCCGUGAUCCGCCCCAACCGCAAUUCAAGCACAUUGAAUACCAGCCCGCUCCAGCCAUGAAAACCCUUGCAUCCAAGGACGCUGAGGCCCCCGAAACAGCUGUUUCCAUAUUCAAGCUAACUCGUGAUCAGCUCAAUGCCCUAAAGGCCAAGUCCAAGGAGGGCGGCAACACGGUAACCUACAGCUCGUAUGAGAUGCUAGCCGGCCAUGUCUGGCGCUCUGUCUGUAUGGCACGUGGAUUACCAGAAGAUCAAGACACGAAACUGUACAUUGCUACUGACGGCCGGUCCAGGCUUCAGCCUCCACUCCCACCUGGCUACUUUGGCAAUGUGAUCUUCACAGCCACGCCUAUAGCCGUGUCAGGUGACCUAACGUCCAAGCCUGUAUGGUAUGCUGCUAGUAAAAUCCACGAUGCGCUAGCCCGAAUGGACAACGACUACUUGAGAUCGGCUCUUGAUUACUUGGAGUUGCAGCCGGAUCUUAAGGCCCUCGUUCGUGGGGCACACACAUUUAGGUGCCCGAAUCUUGGAAUCACCAGUUGGGUUAGGCUGCCUAUCCACGAUGCCGAUUUUGGGUGGGGUAGGCCAAUCUUCAUGGGGCCAGGCGGGAUUGCCUACGAAGGUCUGAGUUUCGUGUUGCCAAGUCCAACAAACGAUGGGAGCUUAUCAGUCGCAAUUUCCCUUCAGGCAGAGCAUAUGAAGCUUUUUGAGAAGCUGCUCUAUGACAUUUGAAACAUAUGAUACAUAUGUUUGACAACCUUCAGAUCUACCUAAAAACCUCCUCGCAUCUCCUAGUUUCUUGUGCGUUUUUAUGCUCAAACGAUUACCGUUCUUCUGUCAGUAUGUGGCUGUCUACCUCGGCAACAUUCCUAGAUAUGCCAAACCUUUUCUGUAAGGAUAAUGAUGCAAUUCUUGGACCAGCCUAUGCCUAUGAAGUACUAAUUGAUAGUG